This is a messenger RNA of Cimex lectularius (bed bug), 6318 nucleotides long. RefSeq names its product integrator complex subunit 1 (gene IntS1). The coding region runs from base 251 to 6232 and encodes 1993 amino acids. Gene Ontology annotation, cellular component: integrator complex. Gene Ontology annotation, biological process: U2 snRNA 3'-end processing. The record is from RefSeq and is a predicted model, not a curated record. The transcript is spliced from 32 exons. NCBI's taxonomy places the organism in Eukaryota, Metazoa, Arthropoda, Insecta, Hemiptera, Cimicidae.
CAAAAAGUCGUCCCAGUUUUUGGUUUAAUUCGGUGUUUUUCUAAUAGCCACCAGCCAGACCCUCAGAGCCGUUUAAUUGUUUAAUUCGAAGGUUGCGCCUCUAUCCAGAUUUCCAGAGACCAGAACCUCCCAAGACUGUUCAGGACUGUGGACCUGUGGUGUUACCUCUGCCGACAGUUCGAAAUUCGAAUGCCGCAGGCAUCCGGUAUUACAUAGUGCCACACUUGUCUGGCUUUUUUCACACGAAAAAAUGGAAAGGACCAAGUCCUCGUCGGGACGCGGCAGCAAGAGCAAGGCGCCGCAGUUUCCCCAGGAUUUGUACGUCCUGGGAGCGAAAGGCAGCUCGGCCGAUAACAAGCAGAGAAACGCACCGGCGAACAGCGGACCCAAAGCUACGUUACCUCAGUCUUCAGGUGAGAGAGAUAGAAAGCGUGAUGGCCCUGCUUUAUCAUCGUCGAUUCCCUCAAAAAAGUCUAAGUUAUCGAGCGGUUUGGGCCAGCGUGCAGGAGUUACAACUUCUGGGAGUUCGUCUUCAAGCAGUUCCUCUUCGUCAACUGACACAUGGGAAUCAUUAGCGCUCGAAGUUGACACACCAGAAUUGGUUCCUAACGUUAUGGAAGCAUUAGAGAACGAUGAACAAGACAAAUGUAUUGGUUUAAUUUGUGGUGCGAUUAAAUUACUUAAAGGGCAGAGGUUCAAAGUAGACUCAAUACUCUAUAUCGGAUUGUCUUACCUUUCAAAAAUUAAAAGUUCCCUAUUCACAAACGAAUUCAUCGUCGCUGGGCUCAGUUCUCUUUUAAAAAGGGAAAUUGUGAGUUCUUCAUUUAAAACACUUCCUUCAAAAAUGAAUAUCAUUACAGCCCUUUUAGCGAUAAACAUCAUCAACAAUUCUUUCAAAGAAAUAAAGAAAUGGCCUGAAAGUUUGUUAAAGCUAUACUUGGAGGAUGCUGGCGGCGACAGGAACUGGGUUGACCAUGAUCUCGCCAAGAAUUUUGUAGAGAAUAUUAUCUAUUCUUUGGGCACGAAGCACAGCUCAGCCAUCCUGCCCGAAAUAGCCGGUCGGCCAGAACAACAAGAAGAUGACAUCGUGACGACAAUUAAAAUGACACUCUCGGAGCCAUUCAUGGUCGAGACAUUUACACCCGCUACAAACCGAUUUCGUUGGAACAAGGAUUCUGUUGAAAAUAUCGUUUUGGAAACUGUUAAGGAACAGUUGUCAAGAAGACAGAGUAUUGAUCUUAUAAACAGAAAUUUUCUCAGGAUGUUAACUGCCUUGUGUGGAGUAUCCGAGGUGAGACUUUUGAUCACGCCAAGACUGGAAGCCUGGAUACAGAACCCAAAACUGACACGCUCAGCACAAGAGCUUCUUAUGUCGGUCUGCGUCAAUUGCAGCACACAUACAAAAAAGGAUAUUGAAGUUAUUAGCUCACUGAUCAAGAUGAGGCUGAAGACAAAAGCGCUCAGCAGUUAUUACCAGCUGUGUAUUAAGGAGCUUGUAACAGCACAUCCAGACAAUUUGGGCACAAUGUUAAAGCACACAAUUUACAAUGAGUUGUCCAGCUCUCGCAAUCCAAACAACAUGACGAUGCUCAGUGUGAUUUUUCAGUGCAAUCCGCUGUCAGCAGCAGAUCAUUUAGCUACCAUAUUUUUAGAGCUUUUAAUGCAUCGAGAUGAUUUCUUAAGACCACUGAGAGGCCUACUUCGUGAGUUGGCAAGAGUCCUUAGGCAUGAAUUGAAACUGCAGGAUUUCUGUAGGGGUCUCAUGUCGCACACGGAGCCACUGUCACGAGAGAUUGACAGCAGCAGGUCAUUCAUGUCAACGGUUGAUAUAAUCUCCCUUUGCAUUUUCCUUGCCGUUAUGCCUCAUGCGAGGACUGAAAAAAAAGAUUUGACACAAAUGGAAAAGAUGCAGUUUACAAUUUCUACCAUUCAGUGUGACGCGAUUUGGUGGCUGAAUGAGACUGUCUUGAGCGUUUACAAGCCAUCGCCUGCAGAUUACACGCAUGCACUUCAGAAGGUCUUGUUGUUAGAGCCAGCAGAACAAUACUACAAGACUGAUAAUUGGCCACCGGAUCAAGACAGGUCAUUGUUUAUGAGAAUGGCUUCAGAGGCACCAGUUUUUGAGAAGACCAUUAUCACAAUAUUAAUGAUCGGGUUGUCAAAAGAGCAUCCCCUUUCACCUUCUGACGCUCUGGAUCUAGCACUUGAAAUCACAAAGCGUGCAGCUGCUGUCAAUAACCCAAUCACUCCGAUACUUAAAUGUGAUCAAAUUCAGAUAUUUGAUCUUGUAUUCAACCUAUCGGCAUACAGGCAUCCCGAUAACAUAGACCUUCCCAGUGGCUAUAAGCCUCCUUCAUUGGCCAUUUCGUCUCUCUACUGGAAAGGCUGCACCCUUUUGUUGAUUCUUUCAUCACACAAUCCGGAAAAGUUCGGAGAACUGACUUGGAAUAAAUACCCGACACUGAGAAUACUUAUGGAGAUGUGUAUCACAAGCCACUUUGUCUUUCCUCCCGGUUACGAGGAUCUCCAACUACUGACAGUGGAAAAGCAAGGGAUACUUGAAUUCGAAACUCAUCUUGCCGCUGCAUCCACAAAAAUGGAAAUCACGGAACAGUCAUCUCUACUUUUGUCCCAGUUGGUGACGAUGGACCCUCAAGGGCCACCGAGACGCCCUCCACAAGCGACAAUCGAAACGAUUAAAGCAUUGAAUACUCCGUUAAAACUAGGCCAUUUAUUAUGUAGAUCGCGACAGCCUGAUUUUCUUCUUGAUAUAAUUCACAGGCAAGGGUCAUCACAAAGCAUGCCUUGGCUUGCUGAUCUCGUCCACAACUCAGAUGGAGCUUUAAAUCAUCUUCCAGUGCAAUGCCUAUGUGAGUUCCUUCUUAGCUCUGGACAUAAACAAGAAGGAAAAUACCAGCAGCUUUUGAAACAUCUUCAAAAUAUUCUAACAGACGCUAAUCAAGAUCCUGUCAACGCUUGUGAAGUUCUGGAUUAUUUCUUGAGAAGGCUCAGCUCUCCAAACAACCGAGCUUUAGCGAUAGCUGGUUUGAAACUGGUCAUUUCACCUUUGCUUGAUGAAGAUGUGGAUAUGGAUAGAGACAAAUCAUUAAUACUGAAAGAAGAUCCAAGUUGGCUGAUGGACCAGUUGCCAAAGAUUCCACAUUUUGAAGCAGCAAGACCUCAAAUUGUGGCUUCGUUGAGGUCUGCCUGCCAAGUGGAAAAUGAGCCGAACCUUGUCACCGCUUAUCUCUGUUUUCUGUCUCAACACGCCAUCGGUGAUUUGAACGAAAUGGGAGAACUCGUUUUGGACAUGGCUCAGCUCAUAGUGGAACGCAGUACAAUAAUGGCCUCGAUACUCCCGGCCGGCGAAAGGCCGAACCCAGCUCUAGACGCUUUCUUGCAGAUAUUCUACAACUACCUCACAAAAGCCAGGGAGCCUAAAAAGGACAAGUACACUUGGUCCGAGUCUCAGGAUCAGGUCCUCGUUUCUUGGCCGUCAGGAGAGGAGUGCACUGUCUACAUUUUGGUCGUGCAUGCUAUGGUCAUACUGUUAACUUACGGGCCAGAAGCAGUCAGUGCAACUACUCAAUACGUUCACCUUUUAAACACUUGGUUUCCCCAGGAUAUAUCUAAAUCACCUAAGGGCUUCUUAGUGGAUACUUCAGAGGAAGCCCUUCUCAUCCCAGACUGGCUAAAAUUGAGAAUGAUUAGAUCACAUGUUCCACGUCUUGUCAAAGCUGCGUUGACUGAUCUUGAUAUGAAUCAAUUGAUUUUGUUCAUACAAAGUUUUGGAAUACCGAUUGCUUCGAUGAGCAAGUUGUUGGCCACGUUGGACAGUGCAGUGAUUAGUGAUCAGAGUUCUGUCGGUGAUGCUGUGAUCGACAAGACGUACAUGAUACAACUUGUAGAAGUUCAGCACAGGAGAGGUGCUAAAGGCGGUGAAACUUUUACCAGUGUGCUCGACCUACAAGACCCUCAGAAAGUUCAACCUAUGGACAUCGAUCCACUCGUUUUCCCCAAAGAAACAGUCAAAAAGAAAGAUAAAUUCCAGCUUAGUUGCUUUUCGGCUGGACAAGGAAAUUCUCUAUUGGAAACUGUUUUUCUCCCAGCCAAAUCUACUUAUAAUCUCGAGUACCAGUUCGCUAAUUUACUAAGGACAUUGGUCCAGGAAUUUAUAACAAAUGGGAAAACGUACGACAAACCCCUCGUGAAUGAAGUUGUCAGUUUCUUCAAGGUAGUCAUAGAGAAAAACAAUAAAUUCAUUUUGGAAUCUUUAUCGUCAAAACUUCAAUAUUCUUGCCCGUUGUUCUAUCUUCUUUCGAACAUAGCGAUAGAUGAAGACAUCGAAUUUCUCAGGUCGAAAUUGAGCCAAAAGGAAGAAGAUGCAGGGAUUAAGCUGUUGCUCGAUUUAUUAACAAAACGGUCGGAUUCAAGCUUCUGGGGGGAAUCAAAAAUCAAGGAUGCACUGAAAAUGGAUGAAGAUAUCGAAAUGGAAGCUGAACACGAAGAAUGUUCGCUUACUGAAACCAUGAACAAAUUGCUUAUCUGUCGAGACGAAGAUUCCGGCCAUCUUGUCGACAAACUGGUCAAGCUCGAGCCUGAAAUUUUAGGUUCAAAGAUGGAAGUACAGAUGAAGCUUUUAUUUUGCAAGAGAAAAGUCAGCACGCUACAAUGCCGACCAUACUUGCUAACAUUGCUGACGCACCAUGCUAGCUGGAACACCCUGAGCCACUGUGUUGAAAUUCUCCUGAAAAGCGAUUCCGUAGCACAAUAUGAACCAACUCCAGUACUUGAUUUUCUCAAAGCGCUGACCUGUAGCCCAAAACUCUGGCAAGGAAGGGAGAAGCACACUCCUAAACAUUACACUCCAGAAGACGUACUCAAUUUGGACGUUAAUCAAUUGAAAAUUUUAACAGACUACAUAAUCAGCGAAGGCGUUAAUGCUCAGAAUGGUUAUGUCUCGAUAGCAAAUAAAGAUUUAACGUAUCAUCUUUCUCAAAGACUUACACUUCUGUACCAAUGCAUUGUGGCGACAGAAAUAGACUUCGCUGUUGACAUCGCAAAUCACUUGAUGAAAAAAAACUUGCCAUACCCUAAGAAAACUAAAGAAGCUGAAAUGUCUAAACAACUCUUGGUUCAAUUAUAUUUAAAAAUUCCAAGCUUGAUUACGCACCUCUCCGAGAGUGAUAUUAAAAAGUUUUUCUAUAAUUUCUCAGCAUUGUCAGUCGGAGGAUGUUGUACUAUGGAUGUUAUGUCUCACAAUUUGAUAUCAGCCCUGUCGGAGACUUCAAUUUCAAAAGAUUGGAACAAAAAGUCGCAAGAGUUGGAAUUGUGCUUAAGAAAGAUGGCAUCGACUCAUCCUCUUUUAGUUCUCAGGCAAUUGCCAAUGAUAGCUUCGGUUCUCCGAGGCCGAGUUGACCUCGACUGGAACGUCUUCAGCGCAAGAGGCCACUGGCGACUUUUCCAGCAGAUCGCCAACAUUUUAGACUUACUUCAACCGGUCAUUUAUCAGGACCAUUACACGACAUCGCUUCACAAAAUUUUAAACAGCUAUCUCGAAUUAUUUCAAAAUUAUGCCAGAGAGGCGAAUACUUUAUCGCCUUUGGUAGCUCAAUUCGUCUCGUUUUUGGAAGGUUACAUUAAACACAAUAUUAAACAGGUUGAAGCUUUUAUCCAAAACCAAGCUGAGCUCAUACGUGAUUUACAAGAAGAAUAUUCUUAUUUACGAACUUUGUGCGUCAUAAUAUCGAGCAAGGAAUAUGGAAAUGAAGUAAUUAUCACGCCAAUUAACAUAAUAGAAAAUCCAAAUUCUCAGUGGGAAGCACGAGUCGCAUUGACCAAAAAAGACGAUUUGGCGUCUAUACUUCAAUUUUUGGACUUCAACUGCGGGAAAAAACCGAUCGGUGCGUUUUUUUCCUUUUACUGUACACACAUUAAACAUUCGUGCUCUCAAGUGAGAACGACUUGCCACAACAUGAUCGCAAGACACUUGAGGACGAAUCCGAAAGCAGCGUCCGAAGCGAUCCCUUAUUACUUAAACUGCCUAGAAUCCGACAACCCCGAGAUCGUGUUAAACGCUCUCGAAAAGCUCCCUGAAGUGAUGGUCUGCGCCCAAGAAUUAGCACCGCCAGUAUUGCAGAAAGUGUUUUGUUUGGGCAUAACAAAUAACAUCAACACUGCUCCCUGUAUAUCAAGGACGAUUGCACUUCUCAACCUUCAGUCAGCUUGUUGAGAAAUGAGUCUAUUAAAAAUUUAGAUUUAAUUAUUUAUCCUAUGGUAGAUCUAGCUCAUCAUAAAAACAAUUUUCUUUUAUUAUGA